AUGAGUUGUUUAACGGUGAAAUUUCUCGUCGCUUCAUUGCUGUUGAUUUGGUGCUGCGAGGCGAGGACGCUCGUUGGUUGGCACGGGUGCACGACGUCGGGCGGUCGAUGGGCGUGCGCGGGACAAAGCUGUCACUGUAUUCGUCAACCAAUUUACAGAUGGCCAACCAUUCCGGAUGAUCGCGAGUCGUUCAUCGCGUGGCUCUCCGAGUUCUCCGAGAGGAAA
Mesorhabditis belari is the source of this 225-nucleotide messenger RNA. The record is from the annotation of a GenBank genome assembly. NCBI's taxonomy places the organism in Eukaryota, Metazoa, Nematoda, Chromadorea, Rhabditida, Rhabditidae.